UCUGGAAGAUCGUAAAAGCGUUCUCUCCACUUCUCUCACUUUGCUUAUUGCAAGCACACGUUGAUCGAGACACAGAAAAAAGCAUGUCCGAGAAGAAGUUCGGCCUCGAUUGUCGUCAUCUCCCAGCCACCGGCGAGAUGAAGAAGGACAAAGAGAAGUUGAAAUUGUCACCUUCCGCGAGGAAAUCGCCGAAUCGGAGCAGUCACGGCGGGAGCGGGGAGGAGCACGGCGGAGACGGUCAAGGAUCCGACGGCGGCGGCGGCGACGAUUCCUCCAUCCCCGCCGUCAGGUUCUCCUCCCGGAACGAUUCCUCCAAGUACGACUUCGUCAAGGUGAAGGUGUGGUUAGGGGAUAAUUGCGAUCAUUACUACGUUCUCUCGAGGUUUCUCCUCAGCAGAAUGUUGACCGUCACUAAGAUUCCGAAUCAUGUUGCCAUCAAAAUCGCUCUUGAACUGAAAAAGCUGCUCAUAGACAACAGCCUUCUGGAUGUCUCUCAGUCUGAUUUGGAAGCUAACCUCUUCAAGCUCAUGGAGCGGCGGGGUUAUGGAGAGGAGUAUAUAAAUCGUUACAAAAUGAUGACUAGAUUUCACCAUCAAAGAGUGCCUUUGGUUAUCCUAGUGUGUGGAACUGCCUGUGUUGGUAAAUCUACCAUUGCAACACAGCUAGCUCAGAGAUUGAAUUUGCCAAAUGUCUUGCAGACAGAUAUGGUAUAUGAGCUUCUGAGAACCUCGACAGAUGCACCACUAGCAUCCAUUCCCGUUUGGGCACGAGACUAUAGUUCACCCGAGGAGCUGAUUACAGAAUUUUGUAGAGAAUGCAGAAUUGUUCGUAAAGGCCUUGCUGGAGAUUUAAAGAAGGCGAUGAAAGAUGGUAAGCCGAUUAUCAUUGAGGGAAUACAUGUGGAUCCAAGCAUUUAUUUAAUGGAUGACGAAAACAAAUUGCCUGCUGAUGAUCCAGCAAAGAGCAAAGAGGCAAAACCCUUACCUGUUACAUCAGAUGGUUGUUCUGCCACUCAAAUGGAAAAUAAUCCUUCAAGUAUCUGUCGUAGUCAUGAUGAGAAUAGCAAUAGCUCUCUUGCUCAAGCGAACUUUGAAGAGGUUUAUGUUGACCAGUUGCCUAAAAUGUCAGUUUCUCUGGAAUCUAUGCAUCUAGCUGGAAAAGCCACUGAAUGUCAAAAUGUCAAUGACGCAGAGGAAAAUACAACUAUGGUGACUAGGAAAGAAAAGUCUGGUGCUGAACCAAUAAUCGUUCCAAUAGUUUUGAAGAUGGCAGAAUUUGAUCAUAAGGCAUUACUGGAGGAAUGGAUCUCAACGCGGACAUUUAGUGGUAAAUGUCUUCUUGAGGACAAGGAUAGGUUGAUAGGCAAUUUAAAAACUAUUCAAGAUUAUCUUUGCUCGUUUGAAACACAGGGUUUGACGGUUGUCAAUAUAUCUGCAACAACUUUCCCGCAAACAUUAGAUCAUCUUCAUAAUUAUCUUCUUCAGUGUAUUGAGCUAGGCAUUUCGUCAUCUUCAAGCAAAAGUGGCGGGCACACGAUGGAAAAGUAGGUAGGGAUUGGAUGAUAGUUUGAGCAUUUUCUGUUGUGAAAGUCUCUUAACAGAAGGUGUACGAUGAUAAAAGGUAAUAUGUGAGAGAGCAAUCUGAUAAACAAAAUGUUAGAGACCAACUGAAGUAGCCUCAAUGCUGCCCUGGAGGCUUUCUACAGGUAGCAGAUUGCCUUAAAAUUGUUCUUCCAUUGCCCAUGGCGAAGCUCAGGCAAAUGCUUCCUUCAGAGGCGAUAGCAGUUGAAUUUGUAUCGACGGGAGCAAAAAUUGGCGCACAGUUUAUGCUCAUCGGCAGCUGAAGUGGUUGUGGGACACGAUUGAUUGCACGAGUGCUUCAUUUCACAUUAUAGUUUGUAACCACUGAAUUGGACACUGCUAUGCUCGAUGUGAUGAAACAGCCGUAGUCUUUGCUUGAGUGGUUAGAUUGGAUAUCAAGAAAGGAAUGCGGACUGGUGAAUGGGUUCUCAAGACAAAUUGAACAGUAGUUAACAGGAGUUAAGAUAAAGGGAUGAUCGUCUGAUGAUG
Molecule: messenger RNA, 2069 nt
Organism: Rhodamnia argentea
Lineage: Eukaryota; Viridiplantae; Streptophyta; Magnoliopsida; Myrtales; Myrtaceae
Exons: 16
Coding region: 84-1547 (487 amino acids)
Source: RefSeq, a predicted model, not a curated record